Molecule: messenger RNA, 2213 nt
Organism: Ectocarpus sp. CCAP 1310/34
Lineage: Eukaryota; Phaeophyceae; Ectocarpales; Ectocarpaceae
Source: the annotation of a GenBank genome assembly
GCUGUUCUUGAACUGCUGUAAAAGAGACAGCCACUUCGAACCAGAUUAUUGAUCCUUGGCAACGAGGGUGCAACGAGUGCACAACAUAUACAAAAGAUUCAAUCGAAUAGCAGCGGAGUAGGGUAGGAAUACAAAGCUAUAUUCGGUGUUCUUAGGGGAGAUACAAGUCUUGCUUGGCGAAGAAGCUGAUACUUUCUUGCACUGGUUCCGACGUGGAAAAAAUACACGUCACGUCACAUGUGGCAUCAUGUUUAAAAUUUAAAAGCAGCGACGAGUUAUCUGGGCGUACAAAGCCGCUGCAUCUCCCAGUAGAUGCAGUCUACUUGCAAGGAAUGUCACAUGUCGCCUUUAGAUGGAACCAGCAGGACAAAGGUGCACACAAAAUUGUAAGCGCAAGGUGUACUCGACUAGUACAUUUUCGCUACACAACGGCACAUAGCCCAGAUGUUCUGGUGGGCGCGGAUCCGCUGCUGCGUCCCACAGGGACAGUCGGGGGAAUGGGUAUCGAGCGCAUCAAGGGGACAGACAAGGAGGGGUUGCUUGACGUGAACCGUAUCGACAGGGCGCGCAAGGGUCCCGAGAUCAAGCUGCCGGAGGACCAGAAGCUCAAGGUCGGCGUUAUCGGGGGCGGGCUUGCCGGCAUGAUCACGUCCAUGGACUUAGCGGAGGCCGGGCACGAGGUGGAGAUCUUCGAGGCUAGGCCGUUCAUGGGUGGCAAGGACAAGGACGGCAACCACAUCGAGAUGGGGCUCCACGUGUUCUUCGGCUGCUACUACAACUUCUUCGGAAUCUUCCGCCGCCUGGGCAUCUUCGACUCGGCCCUCCGCCUCAAGGACCAUAACCACCAGUUCGUCAACAAGGGGACAAGAGCUACUCUACUUCCGUGUGCUGUGCUAAACGAAAUCUUUCUGAAAAAAUUCAAGGGCGGUGAACUGGGUGGCUUGGACUUCCGCAUGGGGGGCAUCGGUGCUCCCAUCAACGGGCUUAAGGCUUUCGCCACCACCGGCCAGCUUGGCAUCUUCGACAAGCUGGCGAACGCUCUCGCCCUGGGCACGUCUCCGAUCGUGAAGGCGCUCUUUAAUUUCGAUUGGGCCAUGGAGGAUGUCCGAGCGCUUGACAGCAUGACCUUCAGCGAGUGGUUCGAGGGGAAGGGGGGUUCCAGGGGUUCCAUCGAGCGGCUGUGGGACCCUAUCGCGUACGCGCUCGGCUUCAUCGACUGCGACAACAUCUCGGCGAGGUGCAUGCUCACCAUUUUCCAGGCGAGCAAGAGAUGUCUGUUUGCGAUCCGAUCGGAAGCAUCCGUAUUGCGAAUGCUGGAAGGCUCCCCGGACGAAUUCAUCCACCAGCCUAUACUCAAGUACCUGGGAGAGCGGGGCGUGAAGCACCACACCUCCCGAAGGAUUCUCGACAUCAAGCACGAAGUGGACGCUGACGGAAAGCCGACCCACGUGAACGGCCUCGUCGUGACCGGCGGCGGCGGCGGGAAGGACCAGCAGUACAAGGAGUUCGAUGUCGUGAUCGCGGCGACCGACGUGCCGGGCAUCAAGAAGCUCCUGCCCGAGAACUUCCGCAAGUACGACAUGUUCGACAACAUUUACAAGCUGGACGGGGUCCCUGUGGCCACGGUGCAGCUUCGCUUCGACGGGUGGGUGACCGAGCUUAACGACAAGGACAAAAGAAACGACGUAGCCUCCGACUACUCCGGCGGCAAGGCCCCCGGCCUGGACAACCUCCUGUACACCGCCGACGCCGAGUUCUCUUGCUUCGCGGACCUGGCGCUUACCAGCCCCAGCUCGGACUACUACAAGCCGGGAGAGGGCUCUCUGCUGCAGUGCGUCAUGACGCCGGGAGACAAGUGGAUGCCCAGGUCGACGGAAGACAUCGCGGCCGCGUGCCUCAAGCAGGUGCUCGAGCUCUUUCCGUCGGCGAGGGAGCUUAACUGCACGUGGACGAACGUGGUGAAGUUGGGGCAGUCUCUCUACCGCGAGGGGCCGGGCUUGGACCAGUACAGGCCGGACCAGAGAACUCCCAUCUCCAACUUCUUCAUGGCGGGCUCUUACACUUACCAGGACUACAUCGACUCCAUGGAGGGGGCAACGAAGUCGGCCCUUCUCUGCGCCGACCGAGUCCUGGAGGACACGCCGGCCCUCGCCAAGGCCGCGAAGGAGCGAAAAGCUGUCGCGGCAUGAAGAAGUUCUCGAAGGAGUUGUCAG